Messenger RNA from Chironomus riparius, 903 nucleotides. The record is from the annotation of a GenBank genome assembly. NCBI's taxonomy places the organism in Eukaryota, Metazoa, Arthropoda, Insecta, Diptera, Chironomidae.
AUGAAGAUUUUCAUACUUGUCGCCAUCAUUUCCUGUGCUUUUGCUGAAGACAUCUUCAGUCAAAAUGAAUUCUUACCAAUUGAUGCAUCAUCAAUCAUCCCAGUCAGUGAAUUUCCUGGAUUUUGGGAAGGAACCGAGUUCCCAAAAGCAUUUUACACGCCAAAUCCACGAGCACCAAGAAUUGUUGGUGGAACUGAAGCUCCAGCAAAUUCACAUCCUUAUCAAUUAGCUCUUCAUGUCACUCGCUUAGCUGGAACUGGAUUGUGUGGUGGUUCGAUCUUAUCAGCUACUUCAGUCCUUACUGCUGCACAUUGUAUUGGUGGAACAACUACAACUUUAGUCAUUGCCGGUGCCCAUAACCGAAAUAUCGUUGAAGCAACUCAACAAAGACGAACAGUACUUCCUGAAAACUAUCGUGUUCAUCCACUCUUCAAUCCAAGCAACUUCAACAAUAACAUCGCUGUCUUGUUCGGUCUUCAAGCUUUUGAUUUUAAUGUCAAUGUCCAGCCAACCAGACUUCCAACAGCCUUUGCUAAUGAACUUUUUGUCACUGAAGUUGCAACCGCCACUGGAUGGGGUCGUACUACAGUCACUGGACUUGAAUCAGCAGUCCUCAGACGUUCAACAAAUGCAGUCAUUACAAAUGCAGCCUGCUCAAGCAUCUAUGGACCAUCAAUUGUCCCUGCAACAGUUUUAUGUACGGAAACUUUAGCUGGUUUAGGUGCACAAGGUGCUUGUCAUGGUGAUGAUGGCGGUGUUUUGUCAGUUCCACGUGCUGGUGAUACCAGACCUAUUCAAAUUGGAGUUACAAGCUAUUACGCUGCUGCUGGAUGUGUUAUUGGAUAUCCAAUUGGAUAUACAAGAGUUACGAGCUUCUUGACAUGGUUGCAGGCUAAUAUGUAA